AAUCUGUAAUUCAGUUUAUUUUAUUUUCCAACAAAAUUGUUCACAUUUUGGUCCCGUAAAAUUUAAUCAAAAUUAUGACGUUGCAAAAAUUUUGGUGAAACUAUAAAUAAAUUGAACUGAAAUUCAUUGGUUAAAUCCAGAUUGUAAAAAUGUCAAAGGAAAUUUCAAAAAUGCGUUUGCCGAAAAAAAGCUUCUCAGAUAGCUUCAUAUUGGUAAAUUCCAAGAAAACUGGAAUGGCGAACGUUUAUCCAACUAUUAAUACCUCUGAAACACCAAAGAAGGACAAUGAUGCUUGCUCAUCAGUUCAAUUGCAUAAGAAUAUCUGUGGUGAUGGUUUAAAUACGUGUUCAUCUAUUUAUGAAUAUGAUGAAGAAAGUGAUGUCCUAGACAAACUAAUAAUAUCGAAAUUGAUGGUUUUUCAAAUUCAAAUAAAAAAUUUAAUAAAGCUUUCGAAAAAAAUAGAGAAGGGAAUAUUGAGGAUGGAAGCGAUGCAAUGCAAUGAAUCCAGUACGUAAACAAUAUGUCCUGAGAAGAAGAGGA
Molecule: messenger RNA, 540 nt
Organism: Teleopsis dalmanni
Lineage: Eukaryota; Metazoa; Arthropoda; Insecta; Diptera; Diopsidae
Exons: 2
Coding region: 150-515 (121 amino acids)
Source: RefSeq, a predicted model, not a curated record